CACUCUCUUUCUCUCUCCCUCUGGCAUGCAUGCUGCUGGUAGGAGACCCCAGGUCAACAUUGCUUCAGAAAUCCUUUAGCACUCAUUUCUCAGGAGAACUUAUGGCUUCAGAAUCACAGCUCGGUUUUUAAGAUGGACAUAACCUGUACAACCUUCUGAUGGGCUUUCAACUUCGAACUGGAUGUGGACACUUUACUCUCAGAUGACAGAAUUACUCCAACUUCCCCUUUGCAGUUGCUUCCUUUCCUUGAAGGUAGCUGUAUCUUGUUUUCUUUAAAAAGCUUUUUCUUCCAAAGCCACUUGCCAUGCCGACCGUCAUUAGUGCAUCUGUGGCUCCAAGGACAGCGGCUGAGCCAAGGUCCCCAGGGCCAGUUCCUCACCCGGCCCAGAGCAAGACCACCGAGGCGGGGGGUGGAAACCCAAGUGGCAUCUAUUCAGCCAUCAUCAGCCGCAAUUUUCCUAUUAUCGGAGUGAAAGAGAAGACAUUUGAGCAGCUUCACAAGAAAUGUCUAGAAAAGAAAGUUCUUUAUGUGGACCCUGAGUUCCCACCGGAUGAGACCUCUCUCUUUUAUAGCCAGAAGUUCCCCAUCCAGUUCAUCUGGAAGAGACCUCCGGAAAUUUGCGAGAAUCCCCGAUUUAUCAUUGAUGGAGCCAACAGAACUGACAUCUGUCAAGGAGAUCUAGGGGACUGUUGGUUUCUCGCGGCCAUUGCCUGCCUGACCCUGAACCAGCACCUUCUUUUCCGAGUCAUACCACAUGAUCAAAGUUUCAUCGAAAACUACGCAGGGAUCUUCCACUUCCAGUUCUGGCGCUAUGGAGAGUGGGUGGACGUAGUUAUUGAUGACUGCCUGCCAACGUACAACAAUCAACUGGUUUUCACCAAGUCCAACCACCGCAAUGAGUUCUGGAGCGCUCUGCUGGAGAAAGCUUAUGCUAAGCUCCAUGGUUCCUACGAAGCUCUGAAAGGUGGGAACACCACAGAGGCCAUGGAGGACUUCACAGGAGGGGUGACAGAGUUUUUUGAGAUCAGGGACGCUCCUAGUGACAUGUACAAGAUCAUGAAGAAAGCCAUCGAGAGAGGCUCCCUCAUGGGCUGCUCCAUUGAUGAUGGCACGAACAUGACCUAUGGAACCUCUCCUUCUGGUCUGAACAUGGGAGAGCUGAUUGCACGGAUGGUGAGGAAUAUGGAUAACUCGCUGUUCCGGGACUCAGACCUCGACCCCAGAGGCUCAGUUGAAAGACCGACCCGGACAAUUGUUCCAGUUCAGUAUGAGACAAGAAUGGCCUGUGGGCUGGUCAGAGGUCACGCCUACUCUGUCACGGGGCUGGAUGAGGUCCUGUUCAAAGGUGAGAAAGUGAAGCUGGUGCGGCUGCGGAAUCCCUGGGGCCAGGUGGAGUGGAACGGCUCUUGGAGUGAUGGUUGGAAGGACUGGAGCUUUGUGGACAAAGAUGAGACGGCCCGUCUGCAGCACCAGGUCACUGAGGAUGGAGAGUUCUGGAUGUCCUAUGAGGAUUUCAUCUACCAUUUCACAAAGUUGGAGAUCUGCAACCUCACGGCCGACGCUCUGCAGUCUGACAAGCUUCAGACCUGGACAGUGUCUGUGAACGAGGGCCGCUGGGUGCGGGGUUGCUCAGCCGGAGGCUGCCGCAACUUCCCAGAUACUUUCUGGACCAACCCUCAGUACCGUCUGAAGCUCCUGGAGGAGGACGAUGACCCUGACGACUCGGAGGUGAUUUGCAGUUUCCUGGUGGCGCUGAUGCAGAAGAACCGGCGCAAGGACCGGAAGCUAGGGGCCAAUCUCUUCACCAUCGGCUUCGCCAUCUACGAGGUUCCCAAAGAGAUGCAUGGGAACAAGCAGCACCUGCAGAAGGACUUCUUCCUGUACAACGCCUCCAAGGCCAGGAGCAAAACCUACAUCAACAUGCGGGAGGUGUCCCAGCGCUUCCGCCUGCCUCCCAGCGAGUAUGUCAUCGUGCCCUCCACCUACGAGCCCCACCAGGAGGGGGAAUUCAUCCUCCGGGUCUUCUCUGAAAAGAGGAAUCUCUCCGAGGAAGUUGAAAAUACAAUCUCCGUGGAUCGGCCAGUGCCCAUCAUCUUCGUGUCGGACAGAGCAAACAGCAACAAGGAGCUGGGUGUGGACCAGGAGUCAGAGGAGGGCAAAGGCAAAACAAGCCCUGAUAAGCAAGAGCAGUCCCCACAGCCACAGCCUGGCAGCUCUGACCAGGAAAGUGAGGAACAGCGACAAUUCCGGAACAUUUUCAAGCAGAUAGCAGGAGACGACAUGGAAAUCUGUGCAGAUGAGCUCAAGAAGGUCCUUAACACAGUCGUGAACAAACACAAGGACCUGAAGACACACGGGUUCACACUGGAGUCCUGCCGUAGCAUGAUUGCCCUCAUGGAUACAGAUGGCUCUGGGAAGCUCAACCUGCAAGAGUUCCACCACCUCUGGAACAAGAUUAAGGCCUGGCAGAAAAUUUUCAAACACUAUGACACAGACCAGUCUGGCACCAUUAACAGCUACGAGAUGCGAAAUGCAGUCAACGACGCAGGAUUCCGCCUCAACAACCAGCUCUACGACAUCAUUACCAUGCGGUACGCAGACAAACACAUGAACAUCGACUUCGACAGUUUCAUCUGCUGCUUCGUCAGGCUGGAGGGCAUGUUCAGAGCUUUUCAUGCAUUUGACAAGGAUGGAGACGGUAUCAUCAAACUCAACGUUCUGGAGUGGCUGCAGCUCACCAUGUAUGCCUGAACCAGGCUGGCCUCAUCCAAAGCCAUGCAGGAUCACUCAGGAUUUCCAUCUCGCCCUCUAUUUCCAAAGCCACUUACCUCAAAAGACCCAGCAGCUGCACCCCUGCAGUCCUCCAGGCACCUCAUCAGUCCUGUUCCUCCUCCAUUUUACCCCCUCCUCAUUCCUGAUCAGUCAUGCCUAGCCUGGCCCUUUAGUAAAGCAAUGAGGUAGGAAGAGCAAACCCUUGUCUCUCUACCGUGUGGAGGAAAGUGCCUGCCUCUGGUCCGAGCCGCUUUGGUUCUGAAGUGAGUGCUCCUGCUUAGCUUGCUCUAGGCUGUCUGCAGAGGCACCUGCCGGUGGCACUCAGCACCCCCUUGUGCUAGAGCCCUCCACCAUCUUCACGCUCUCCCACCAUGGGCCAGGAACCAAACCAGCACUGGGUUCUGCCUGGUUAUUUCAGGAGAGGCCUGCUGUGGGGUAAACUAACUCAGUGGAAUAGGGCUGGUUACUUUGGGCUGUCUGACUCGUAAGUUUGGCUGCAUUUUGAAAAAACUGAUCUAAAUAAAGGCAUGUGUAUGGCUGGUC
Messenger RNA from Piliocolobus tephrosceles (Ugandan red Colobus), 3317 nucleotides. RefSeq names its product calpain-3. NCBI's taxonomy places the organism in Eukaryota, Metazoa, Chordata, Mammalia, Primates, Cercopithecidae. Gene Ontology annotation, cellular component: calpain complex; cytoplasm. The record is from RefSeq and is a predicted model, not a curated record. Bases 306 to 2753 code for a protein of 815 amino acids. The transcript is spliced from 23 exons. Gene Ontology annotation, molecular function: calcium-dependent cysteine-type endopeptidase activity; calcium ion binding. Gene Ontology annotation, biological process: negative regulation of apoptotic process; proteolysis.